Molecule: messenger RNA, 2200 nt
Organism: Tyto alba (common barn owl)
Lineage: Eukaryota; Metazoa; Chordata; Aves; Strigiformes; Tytonidae
Gene: C1QTNF4
Product: C1q and TNF related 4
Exons: 6
Coding region: 673-1776 (367 amino acids)
Molecular function (GO): protein binding
Source: RefSeq, a predicted model, not a curated record
CCCCCCCUCCCUCACCCCCCCCCCCCCCCCCCAAACCCAAAUCUCCUCCCCGGCUUCUCCCCUUCCCCAGCCCCGGCCCCCGCCGCGGCUCCGGAGCUGUCAGCGCGCAGCCAGCGCCGCGGCCCCACCGAGCCGCCACCGCGGGGCGGAGCAGCCAGGGCACUAGACUCUGCCGUGUGGGCAGCAGCACCUCUGUGUUGGAUUGUCACCGAAAAAUCCAAGUUCAGAAGCACAACUGUGAAAACUUGACCUGUACAGGUUGUAAGGGAAGAACUUCACAUCAUCCUGUUGAAGGAGAUGACAAGCUGAUUAAAUCCAUGGACCAAAAUAUACUCAGAGUUUAAAGCGUGGAAGCAGAAACUGGGGUUUUCCUGAAGGGGACGACUACUGGACUCCACAGGCUCAUCCUGACUUGGGAUUUGAUGAUCAACCAGAGAGAACCAGAAUAUUCUCUCUAGCUUUUACCCAGGACAGAAAAAUCACCUCCAGCAAGCAUAAAGCUAUUAAAGUUGCCUGGGUCAUACCAGUGGUGAAUUCUGCCUCUUUCUUUUCAAAAAAGAUUUGCAACUCCUGUUCUGCUGGCAGCGACGUGCUUGCAGUAUAUUCCCUGACUCCCGGAUACGCUGAACGAGCUCUGGAGCACCGGCAGCGCUUGGGAACCAGGCUGAUACAAUGAUGACACUGAAGGUUCAGAUCCUGUUUGGCUUCCUUUGCUGCAUGAUUUUUCUGCCUACAGAUGGCUUCACAGCAGACACCAGUACUGAAUUUCGCUCUGCUUUCUCUGUGGCCAGAACCAGCAGCAUGGAAGGGAGCUCUGAGAUGGUCAUUACCUUUGACAAAGUGUAUGUGAACAUUGGCAAUGACUUUGAUCCCAAAACUGGAUUGUUCCGCUGUCGGAUUCCUGGAGCCUACUACUUCUCCUUCACUGUGGGGAAAUACCCAAAGAAAAACUUGUCUGUCAUGCUGAUGAGAAACAAGAAUGAAGUGCAAGUGAUUGUGUAUGAUGAACAUCACCGCAAGGAACGGAAGGUAGCCAGCCAGAGUGCCAUGCUGCAGCUUGACUACGGUGACACGGUUUGGCUGCGUCUACAUGGAGAUCCCAAGUAUGCUCUUUACAGCAAUGUGGGCCCCUACACGACUUUCAAUGGCUACCUAAUCUAUCCAGACACUUCUGCCUUCUUCCAGAAUGCUCUUAGCUCCCAAGAGCUGGGGCCACACCAUCACGCUGUUCAGCAGCUUCCCGGAGAGCAGAAUGAAGCUUCACAGCGACACAUGUUAUCUGAUCAACCAAACAGGGAACAAGACCCUCGCUCUGCAUUUUCUGUGGCCCGCUCACAGAGUCUCCUGGGGACAGAUGACAAGCAAACCCAGCAUGAGCCAAUCACAUUUGACACAGAGUUUGUGAACAUUGGAAAAGAUUUCAAUUCCUCCACUGGUGUCUUCUCAUGCCGUAUACCUGGUGCAUACUAUUUCUCCUUCACCAUUGGCAAAAUGCCCUUUAAGACUAUGUCAGUGAAACUUAUGAAGAACCACAAUGAGGUGCAGGCCAUGAUCUACGAUGACAACCACUCCAAGAGGCGGGAGAUGCAGAGCCAGAGUAUCAUGCUGCCUCUGCAAACAGGGGACACCGUUUGGCUCUACAGCCAUCAGCACGAUGGUUACGGUGCCUACAGCAACCAUGGCAAGUACAUCACCUUCACGGGCUUCCUGAUCUAUUCAGAGGCUCAGCCAAAGCGGCUUCCAGGUGCCAGCUCACCCCAAGGGUCAAAUAAUUAAAUGCAGAUGUGGAAGGAGCACAAGAAAAGCCGAGGUGCCAUGAACUUGGGUACAGCUCCUCUUUGAGUAUCAUCCUCUACUUUGAGCAUGCUCUCACAUGUCCAGUGCUCUCCUUACACUGCACGCUUGUGCCCCAUCUGCAGGGCCACUGCUGUGUCUCCCAUUCAUCCGUACAAAGGUCUUUAUAGGUCGUAUGUGUGUGUCCUGUGUUGGUGUUUGAUUUAAGCAUAAAGCAUGGGGUUGUUGUGGGGCAGGGGUGGGGCAGGGUAGUGAGACGCUGAGGAUCAGAGAACCACAGCAGUAAUGUGGCUGCAGAUCCCCAGCAUCCAGAAGGCAAAGGAGGUGGUGACUUUCCUUGCAUAUCUGGGGAGGGAAUAAAUGUAAUGGAAAUGAAUGUAUUAAAAAUACAAAAGAUGUAAAAUUU